Messenger RNA from Closterium sp. Naga37s-1, 2901 nucleotides. The record is from the annotation of a GenBank genome assembly. Lineage: Eukaryota; Viridiplantae; Streptophyta; Zygnematophyceae; Desmidiales; Closteriaceae.
AUGGGUUACACGAGAAGCACUCGCCUGCGACCUAACUUGAGAGGAAUCGCAGUGGGUGAGGCGCUAAGCAGUGAGGCGCUAAGCAGUGAGGCGCUAAGCAGUGAGGCGCUAAGCAGUGAGGCGCUAAGCAGUGAGGCACUAAGCAGUGAGGCGCUAAGCAGUGAGGCGCUAAGCAGUGAGGAGCUAAGCAGUGAGGCGCUAAGCAGUGAGGCGCUAAGCAGUGAGGCGCUAAGCAGUGAGGCGCUAAGCAGUGAGGCGCUAAGCAGUGAGGCGCUAAGCAGUGAGGCGCUAAGCAGUGAGGCGCUAAGCAGUGAGGCGCUAAGCAGUGAGGCGCUAAGCGGUGAGGCGCUAAGCGGUGAGGCGCUAAGCGGUGAGGCACUAAGAGGUGCGGCGCUAAGCGAUGAGGGGCGCAGCGGGGUAUUAGGCGCGAAACGGCUCGCCUCAAAUCCCGUCGCGGUGUCGCCUCACCGUAAAUCCGCUCGCGGCGUCGCCUCGCCGCCCCACGCUGCCUCCUCACGCCACCGCGAUCACGCUGGCCGCGCGACACACUGCGGGCCCUCGUGCUCCUCCCAAUAUCCCCUUUCCGCUGCCCGCUUCCUUUCCCGCCGCCCGAUUCCCUUUUCGUGCCCGGAAUCCCCUUUCCUGCCGCCCUACCGCCCUUUCCCGCCGUUCGAUUCCCCUUUCACGCCGUCAGAUUCCCGUUCACGCCGCCCGCUUCCUCUUUCCCGCCAGCCAAAGCGCCUUCCCGCCGCCCGACUCCCAUUUCCCGCCGCCCGACUCCCCUUCCCGCCUCCCUAUUCCUCUUUCCGUCGCCCGAAUCCCCUUCCCUCCCUUCCCUCCCUCCUCUCCCUUCCCUCCCUUCACUCGUGCCUCCCUUCCCUCCCUUCUCGACCUUCCCUCCCGUCUCUCCCUUCCCUCCGUUCCCUCCUUUCCCACCAACCCCUCCCUUCUCCCCCGUCUCUCCCUUCCCUCCCUUCCCUCUCUUUAGGCCCGUCUCUCCCUUCUCAGAGUUCCCUCCCUUCCCUCCCUUCCCUUCCUUCUCUCCCUGCUUUCCCGUCUCUCCUUUCCCUCCCUUCUCUCCCGUCCCCCACUUCCCUCCUUCCCUCCAUUCCCUCCCUUCCCUCCCUUCUCUCCCUUCCCUCCCUUCCCUCCCUUCCCUCCUUCCCUCCCUUCCCUCCCUUCUCUCCCGUCCCCCACUACCCUCCUUCCCUCCAUUCCCUCCCUUCCCUCCCUUCUCUCCCUACUCUCCCUUCCCUCCGCACCUACCUUCUCCCCCUUUUCUCCCUUCCCUCUCAUCCCGCCUUGCAAUCUCCUGUCUCUCCCUCCUCUCCCGUCCCACCCUUCCCUCCCCUCCCUUCCCUCCCUUCCCUCCCUUCCCUCCCUUCACUCCCUUCCCUCCCUUCUCUCCAUUUUCUCCCUUCUCUACCAUCCCUCCCUUCCCUCCCUUCUCUCCCUUCCCUCCCUUCUCUCCCUUCCCUCCCUUCUCUCCCUUCCUUCCCUUCUCUCCCUUCCCUCCCUUCUCUAUCUUUCCUCCCUUCUCUCCCUUCCCUCCCCCUCCAGUCCCUCCCUUCUCUCCCGACUCUCCCUUCUCUAAGUUCCCUCCCUUCCUUCCGUUCCUUCUCUCCCUGGUUUCCCGUCUCCUCCUUUCCCUCCCUUCUCUCCCGUGCCUCGCUUCCCUCCUUCCUUCCAUUCCCUCCCUUCCCUCCCUUCUCUCCCUUCCCUCCCUUCUCUCCCUUCCCUCCCCCCCUACCUUCUCUCCCUUUUCCCCCUUCCCUCUCAUCCCUCCUUGCAAUCUCCUGUCUAUCCCGUCCCUACCUUCUCUCCUCGUCCCGCCUCCUAUUCUCCCAUCCCGCCUUCCCUUCUCCUCGUCCCGCCUCUUAUUCUCCCAUCCCGCCUUCCCUUCUCCUCGUCCCACCUCCCAAUCUCCCCAUCCCGCCUCCCAAUCUCCACGUCCCACCCUCCCUUCUCCUCGUUCCACCUUCCCCAUUUCCCAUUCACGCCUCCCAUCACCUGUCCCUGCCUGCCCAUCUCCCCUUCACGCCUCCGAUCACCUGUCCCUGCCUGCCCAUCUCCCAUUCACGCCUCCCAUCACCUUUCCCUGCCUGCCCAUCUCCCCUUCACGCCUCCCAUCACCUUUCCCUGCCUGCCCAUCUCCCAUUCACGCCUCCCAUCACCUUUCCCUGCCUGCCCAUCUCCCAUUCACGCCUCCCAUCUCCUUUCCCUGCCUUCCCGUCUCCCAUUCACGCCUCCCAUCACCUUUCCCUGCCUUCCCGUCUCCCAUUCACGCCUCCCAUCACCUUUCCCUGCCUUCCCGUCUCCCAUUCACGCCCCCCAUCACCUUUCCCUGCCUUCCCGUCUCCCAUUCACGCCUCCCAUCACCUUUCCCUGCCUUCCCGUCUCCCAUUCACGCCUCCCAUCACCUUUCCCUGCCUUCCCGUCUCCCAUUCACGCCUCCCAUCACCUUUCCCUGCCUUCCCGUCUCCCAUUCACGCCUCCCAUCACCUUUCCCUGCCUUCCCGUCUCCCAUUCACGCCUCCCAUCACCUUUCCCUGCCUUCCCGUCUCCCAUUCACGCCUCCCAUCACCUUUCCCUGCCUUCCCGUCUCCCAUUCACGCCUCCCAUCACCUUUCCCUGCCUUCCCGUCUCCCAUUCACGCCUCCCAUCACCUUUCCCUGCCUUCCCGUCUCCCAUUCACGCCUCCCAUCACCUUUCCCUGCCUUCCCGUCUCCCAUUCACGCCUCCCAUCACCUUUCCCUGCCUUCCCGUCUCCCAUUCACGCAUCCCAUCACCUUUCCCUGCCUUCCCGUCUCCCAUUCACGCCUCCCAUCACCUUUCCCUGCCUUCCCCCUCAUCUCAUGUCACCAUGCUCGCAUUUACCCUCCCUAUCCUGCCUCUCCCUAA